Messenger RNA from Helianthus annuus (common sunflower), 736 nucleotides. RefSeq names its product 17.8 kDa class I heat shock protein-like. NCBI's taxonomy places the organism in Eukaryota, Viridiplantae, Streptophyta, Magnoliopsida, Asterales, Asteraceae. The transcript has a single exon. The coding region runs from base 131 to 604 and encodes 157 amino acids. Gene Ontology annotation, biological process: protein folding; response to salt stress; response to heat. The record is from RefSeq and is a predicted model, not a curated record.
CUCUAGAAUCCAGAUAGAUAUAGAAGCAUUUAGAACUCGCCACCACAAAUCUUCCUCCUAUAAAUAACUCACUUCAUCUCCAUACCCUCACACAUCCAAAACACCAUAUAUAUUAUAACAAGUUUCAGCCAUGUCGAUCAUUCCAAGCUUCUUUACCGGUAGCAGAAGCAACAUAUUCGACCCAUUCUCCAGCGAAAUCUGGGACCCCUUCCAGGGCUUCUCCAGUGUCUUAAGCAACCUCCCUGAAUCAUCUCGUGAAACAACAGCCAUAGCCAAUACCAGAAUCGACUGGAAGGAGACACCAGAGGCUCACGUGUUCAAGGCAGACUUGCCUGGGCUGAAGAAGGAGGAGGUGAAGGUGGAGGUUGAAGAAGGGAGAGUGUUGCAGAUAAGCGGAGAGAGGAGCAGAGAAAAUGAAGAGAAGAAUGAUAAGUGGCAUAGGGUGGAGAGGAGCUCUGGGAAGUUUUUGAGGCGGUUUAGGUUGCCGGAGAAUGCGAAAAUGGAUCAGGUGAAGGCGGCGAUGGAGAACGGUGUGCUGACGGUCACCGUGCCAAAAGAAGAGGAGAAGAAGCCGGAAGUGAAGGCUAUUGAUAUCUCCGGCUAAGGUUGUUGCGGUGGUCUUUGUAUAAUGUGAUGAAAGUAUCCACUUAUUUUAUGUUGUGUUUAUGUUUUUUGUAUGGUUAUUUGUUUGCUAUAUGGUUUGAGUGAAUAAAAGCUUCUGUUACAUAUAGAUGUU